Alosa alosa (allis shad) is the source of this 927-nucleotide messenger RNA. RefSeq names its product tryptase-2-like. The record is from RefSeq and is a predicted model, not a curated record. NCBI's taxonomy places the organism in Eukaryota, Metazoa, Chordata, Actinopteri, Clupeiformes, Clupeidae. Gene Ontology annotation, molecular function: serine-type endopeptidase activity. The transcript has 6 exons. Bases 9 to 809 code for a protein of 266 amino acids. Gene Ontology annotation, biological process: proteolysis.
UUGCAGACAUGACAGUGAGGAUCUGUCUCUGUGUGACCCUGCUGCUCAACACAGCUACCGGCUUGCCGCAUCUCAAACCCAGGAGCUCUAUAGUUGGGGGAGAGGAUGCAGCUCCUGGACAAUGGCCCUGGAUGGUGUACCUUCAGAGCACUAAUGGAAUGAAAUCCUACACCUGUGGCGGUUCCCUUAUCAACACUCGAUGGGUUCUGACUGCAGCCCACUGUGUUAACUCAAAAAACUAUCAUUUGAAACCAGUGGUGGUGGGCCGGUUGAAUCUUCGUGAUCCCAUUCACUGGCAGUACUCUGUGCACCGUGUCCUGAUCCAUCCUGGUUACCAUGACAAUGGGGACGUGCUGUACAAUGACAUCGCUCUGGUGCAGCUGAAGAAGUCGGUGGUCACCUCCAAACUUGUGGAGCCUGUGGCACUGCCAACCUGUCAGGACUUCUUCAACACCAGCUCUGAGUGCUGGGUCACCGGAUGGGGCAAAGUGGCUGAGAACAAGCCAUUGGGAGGUAGGAAGACACUGCAGCAGGUGAACCUCCCCCUUUUGGACAAAGACACCUGCAAAAAGGCGUACCCCAGUACCAAUGAUGAGCAGCAUCUUUGUGCUGGAUACAUGCAGGGAGGCAAGGACUCAUGCAAGGGCGAUUCUGGUGGCCCCCUGGUGUGUAAGUCGGGGAAGAAGUUUGUCCAGGUCGGGGUGGUGAGUUUUGGACGUGGCUGUGCCCGGCGUGACUACCCUGGGGUGUACACGCGUGUGAUCAGUUACAAAAAGUUCAUCAAAGACGCUAUCCGCAAAUACAGCUGAACCACAGCAACCUCUAGACGUCACUCAGAGAGAACUACACCUCCGUCUGACAUUUCUCUGUCCCUCUCUCCUGAUUCUCUUCAUCUCUCACCUUUUCUAUCCGAUCAAUAAAAUCUUU